AAUUGUAUGAAGGGGGUUGGGAGAAGAAGGGCGGGUUUUGGAGUUUUUCAUUCCGGAAAAUCGGCCAGUGGCAAGUUUCUUUCAGCAAUUGUGAGCUAUCAGUCAGUCAUGUGGGUGUGAAUAGAACGUCUGACUCCACUUCGAUUUAAGAUAGGCAGCGUCCAUGGAUGUAUUCUUGAUUUAGGAUAGAAGAAUCGCACAUGCAGAUACUGUCAGAACUGAGUUUUACUUUUCCUGCUAUCUCUAUCUGUUUGCAUCUGGGAGGUGCAUUUGAGGCCUUGGACAGUGAGGAAGACGGAGGUGAAAAGUGCAAGAUGGGUAACUCAGACAGCCAGUACAAUCUGCAAGGAAAUAAAGGCAAUAUUGAGGGGAAGUCGAUGCCUAUUGGCAGGCAGAAGUCAUGUGCUCUCAAAAUUCGAAAUGUUCAUGCCAAUGAUGAAAAGUCACGCUCUUCUUUUGGCUGGGGAUAUAGUGGCAGCAGCAUAGGUUACAAAGCAAGAUCUCUGGGCAAAAACUGCCUUUUUCAGCACAAAAGCAACCAACGAUACACUUUCAAUAGUUCUGUACGUCACAGUGAGCCUACGAUGAGUAAUAGUAAAGCAUACGUCAGAUGCCUUCAAGGUCACCUGGGGAAAUAUGAUCACGCAAAUGAUAAUUUAUCUGCAAACAGUUUUCGUUGCUUUCAUCUUAACAAAAUAGACAAUCAUUUUAAAGCUCCAGAGUGCAAUGAGUAUGUUUUAAAAGGACAUAGGAUAACCGAAAAUAUAACUCAAUUCAAGAAAUCAGAAGGAGAAAGCAGUCCAAAGGUUCUCAUCAAAACUUUGGGGAAAUUUGAUGGGGAUGCAAGGGUUGAGUUUCACAGUAGCAGUGGUGAUGGUGGUAGCAAAGCACCCUGUGAUGAAUCCCAAGGGCCAGUUCAGCUUUUGAGAUAUUCUCCUGCAAUGGAAUUGAGUAAACGAAAUGAUGUGCAAUUUGAUGGUAGUAAAGGAAACCGAAUGGACCAGAGUGCUCUGCUUGGUGAGGAGCGAUUAAAAUCGAGCAAAGGUAGCUCGAUCAGCUCUGAAUAUUCCUGGCCGGAGUUGCCCUGGGGACACCAUGCUUACAUCAGUGAUUUUGAUAAAAUGCGCAUAAUUGAGAAAGUUACUGAGACAAGUAAUCUUGAAAGCAUUUUACCAAAUAAUGAAUAUCUCUUCCAAAGAUCAUCUCUCUCUUCUCUGCAAAUGCUAUACAAUGAUGCCAGUGUAGGACUUUGCAUACCUUCAGGGAAUGAAUUUUCAGUAAGCUGCAGAAACAUGGCUUUUAAUCCUCACAACUUGUUUGAUAGAAAAUUUUCUAACUGCAUGAGUGCUCUAUCUGACGAAGAGGAUAGAGGAAGCACACAAUAUACCUCUUAUACACUUCCAUGUCGAAAGCCCAAACACUUCUGUGAUGAUGGCUCUUCAAAAGUUGCCCUGAAAGGUCGAAUGCGGCGUUUAAGUGCUUGGACUGGCAGUCUCACAAGAAAGAGGAGGAAACUACAGGACUCUAAAUCCAAGGAUAUAAAUGAAUAUUGUGAUAGUGGAAUUGAUGGUGUGACUGUGGAUACUAGCUCUCCUUCUCAAAUAUCAAGUUUACUGUGGUCACCUGGCUUCAGCUAUACAUUGCCACCCAGAAGUAACUCUACCAAUGCAGUUGGUAAUGACGUCUUGAGACAGAGCAUUUAUGAGAACUUCAUGCGAGAGUUGGAAAUGGGCCAUAUGUCUUUGGAAAAUACAGACCAGUCUAUGGGAAGUGAAGAAACCAGCAGUGAUUCUUUCAGCUCCUUAGAACAGCUGGAUUUAUUGUAUGAAAAAGAACAGGGGUUUGUGCGAAAGGCUGGCUGGUUGUCUUUUAAACCUCUUAUUACACAUCAGAAGGAGAGAAAACUGGACCUUGCACCCUGCAGAAAGUGGAAACAAUAUUGGGUUUCUCUUAAAGGUUGCACCCUGCUGUUUUACGAAACCAGUGGUAAAAACCUCAUGGAACAGAACAGUGUCCCCAGAUAUGCUUUAUUUGCUGAAGAUAGCAUAGUGCAACCUGCACCGGAGCAUCCCAAGAAAGAAAAUGUGUUCUGUCUCAGUAAUGCUUUCGGCGAUGUUGUCUUAUUCCAGGCUACAAGCCAGACUGAUCUCGAAAACUGGGUUACAGCAAUACAUUCUGCCUGUGCGUCAGUGUUUGCAAAGCAACAUGGGAAAGAAGACACAGUCAAGCUACUAAAAAAUGAAACCAAAAACUUCAUGCAGAAGAUAGAUAUGGAUGGAAAAAUGAAGAAAAUGGCAGAGUUACAGCUAUCUAUUGUAAAUGAUCCCAAAAACAGAAAAGCUAUUGAAAAUCAGAUUCAGCAGUGGGAGCAUAAUCUGGAGAAAUUUAAUGUGGACCUGUUUCGAAUGCGUUGUUACCUGGCCAGCCUACAGGGAAGUGAGCUACCUAAUCCCAAGAGUCUCCUUGCAGCUGUCAGUCGGCCCUCUAAAUUGGCACUUAGCAGACUGGGGAUCUUUUCUGUCUCAUCAUUUCAUGCCCUGAAUUGUUCCAGAGAUGAAGCAACACUUCGAAAAAGAACAUUGUCCCUGUCUCAGCGGUUAAGAAGUAAAAAGAGUUUGUUCUCUUCACUGAAGGGAUUAGACGAUCUUGGAAGGAAAGGAAAAGAAAAGAGACCCUCAAUUAUACAGCAUGAACAAGAAGGAUCUUUGAACAUCCACUUUCCAGCACCAGAGGGUGGAAUCUGGGACAGCUGUCCAGAGUCUAGUGUUCGUGUCUGCUUCCCUGACAACCAAGUAGUGAGCAUGGCUAUUAAAUCAGACCAUACGGUGGGAGACCUACUGCUCAUGGCAUGCAAGAUAAGACAGCUGGAUCCAGUUCAUCACUGUGUUCGCCUUAGAAGAGUGGGGGACAGUAAUGUGGAAUAUGAUGUUCCUAAUAGUUUGGACUAUAUACAGGAGCAGGUAACAUCAUCUGUGGGGCCUCUGGAACAGUGUUGUUCUACUCCGCUUGGAACUUAUACUGUCUGGUCUGUUAUGUUAUUUGAUGAAAUAGAAAUCACCAUGAUGAAUAUUUACCACUUACACCUUGAGAGGAGUGGACCUGAAACUGCCUAUGGUUUUGCAGUUGCUGGACAAGUUGAUGGAAAGCAGCACAAUAAUUCUUUGUUUGUGAGUGAUGUGCUUCCUGAUGGGCUCGCCUAUAGAGAAGGUGCAAGAGUGGGAGAUGAGAUCCUGAUAAUAAAUGGUGAAAUGGUUGCUAAUCUACACGAUACACACAUUGAAUCGUUAUUUGCAGAGAACCACUUAAUACUGACUAUCAGGAGGUUCUCAUUAGACUGCAACCGAAUGUCAACAGACUGCAGCAAUUCACCAAACCAUGUGAUGGUCCCAACUCCUCCCAACCAAUCAAAAUUGCUGGAUGAGUUUAUUGACAACCUCCUUCCUGUCUCUUCUGAUUUCACUAGUGUACCAGAUGUACCAGCUCUAACAAGAUGUAUCACAACAGACUUUGUAGCGUCAUUGCAUCAGGAUGAAAAUACCGAAGCAUUCUUAAAGAGUACAGAGCUGGUUUCAACAUUCUGUCGAAGUUUACACGAGCUGCAAUCAUCUAAUAUGGAUGAGCAGAAGGAGAGCAUUGAUCAAAGUCUAAGACCAUUAGCACGGCAUCUCUCUGAUGCAGAGAGACUUCGGAAAGUUAUCCACGAACUUAUAGACACAGAGAAAUCUUACGUGAAGGAUCUGAAUUGUCUGUUUGAAGUGUACCUGGAUCCCCUACAAAAUGAAACUUUCUUAACACAGGAUGAGAUGGAGUCAUUGUUUGGAAGUUUGCCAGAAAUGCUCCAGUUUCAGAAGAUGUUUCUGCAGACACUUGAUGAUGGUAUUGCUUUAUCACCUGAUUUUAGCAAGCUGGAAACUCCAUCGCAAUUUAAAAAGCUCUUGUUCUCCCUGGGUGGUUCAUUCCUUUAUUAUGCUGACCACUUCAAACUCUACAGUGGCUUUUGUGCAAAUCACAGAAAGGCCCAGAAAGUUUUAGAGAGAGCUAAAACUUACAAAGCCUUCAAAGAAUUCUUGGAUGCCCGGAAUCCAACAAAACAGCAUUCUUUUACCCUGGAGUCUUAUCUGAUCAAGCCUGUUCAACGUGUUCUAAAAUAUCCACUGCUACUGAAAGAGCUAGUGUCUCUAACCGAUGCAGAGAGUGAGGAGCAUUAUCAUCUAACAGAAGCUCUAAAGGCAAUGGAGAAGGUGGCCAGUCAUAUUAACGAGAUGCAAAAAAUCUAUGAUGACUAUGGCAUGGUAUUUGAUCAGUUAGUUGCAGAACAGCCUGGAACUAAAAAAGAGGUCACAGAACUUUCAAUGGGCGAGCUAUUAUUAUACUCUUCAGUUACUUGGUUAAAUCCAUUUCCAUCCCUGAGUCGAUUGAGAAAAGAUCCUGAAUUGACCGUCUUUGUUUUUAAGCGAGCUGUCAUACUGGUUUAUAAGGAGCUCUACAAAUUUAAAAAGAAAACUGGAACAAUUCCACGUUCAGCCUACAUCCAUGGUGAUAUCGAUCAGUUUAAAUUCAGAUGGUUGAUUCCACUGUCAGCUCUUCAGGUCAGAUUGGGAAAUGCUGCAGGCACAGAUACCAACUGCAUCUGGGAAUUAAUCCACACUAAAUCUGAGUUAGAAGGACGGCCUGAAACAAUUUUUCAGUUGUGUAGCAGUGAUCCUGAGAGUAAAACAAACAUAAUUAAAGUGAUACGUUCAAUUCUGAGAGAGAAUGUUCGCCGCAAUAUGUCCAAAUCAGAAGUACUGUUUGAGAAACUGAAUAAAGAUCAUAUAAUUCCUCUGAGAAACAGAGUGCCAUCCUCUGCUAAAAUUGCAUCAACACGAGCAUCAAAAUUGUUCAAACAUUCUCCAUCUUAUUGGAAUCAGGACUCUGGGAGAGGUAAUGCUAUUGAUUCUGACGAAUGUAGCCUAAGCAGUGGGACACAAAGCAGUGGCUGCCAUACCUCAGAGAGUGGACUAGAGCACAGUAACCUUCCAUAUCCAAAACAAGAUCACAGUGGUAUAGAAGAACGACAGGAAGAUGAAGUAAAAGAAUCAGACAUUUUGAGUGAUGAAGAGGAUUGCUGCAAAUCAAAAGAUGACAAUUUGACAAACGAAAUCAAAGAACAAUUUGAGAAAAUGCAAAUUGAUGUUGAUAAAGUGGAUGUAGAGCAGGCAUCAAAUAAUAACCACCUGGAUACAGAAGAGCUGGAACAAACAGAUGGUCACCCCAGGCUUGUGCGAGGCCACUUCUGUCCAAUCAAAAGAAAAAAUACCAGUACGAAGAAGAAAAAAGGUAAUUUGUUGGCCAUGCAUGAGCACAACCGAUCUCUGGAUAGUCAAUCUGAUGGGCCAAACAUUGACUUGAAUUCUGUUUUGGAGAGAGAGUUUAGUGUCCAGAGCCUAACUUCUGUAGUUAAUGAAGACUGCUUCUAUGAAAACAUUGAAAGUAAUGGUGAACCCUAAAGUCAGCAUCUCAAUUGAGUGCUGCUGUUUAUAUAAUGAUCAGGUAUUGAAGUUAGUUUGUUGUCUUUAUUUUAAAUCUUCAUGUUGUACUGUUCUAGUCAGUUUUUGACUUUGAAAGUAAAGAUCAAACUUUAUAAAGAAAAGCAAUGUUUACUGCUGACUACACUUAGAUCAAAGCCUCAGAAACAUAGAUUUUAAUUCUUGUUUUUGUUAACAAAAACAAUGAGCAUAUUAGCCAAUAGUUUGUCAGUUGUAUAAAAUAAUUGUUUAGUUUCUACAAUACACUAAUUUUGUAUUGGAAUUACAAAUGAGGCAGGUAUUGAACAACUAAAAUAAUGAGAAGUUAAAUUGCUUAUUUUAAUAAGCUGUAAAUCUUAAUUUUAUUUAUAGAUGGAAAAUAUUGGUUUAUAUUUGUAGCAUCAAGAUAAUGGAAUUUAUUCCAUUGUGUCUGGUUUUAAGUUUUUAGAAAGCAAAGUACGGCACUGUUUGCCAUGGUAAACCUUUGGCGGCCUGACACACAGAGCUCAACUUAUUUAACACUCUCUUCAGCACUACAGCUUUAAGAGGCAGCAGUAUAUAUGUGCCUCAUUGUGCUCACAUUCUUAAGGUGUCUUUUUUUGCUUUGUACAUAAACUUUGGAGGUUGUGUAUAUUGUAAUUUUAUGAAAACUGUCUGCAUUGUAAUGCUGGUUUUAAUUGGUUAUAUCCUUUUGAAUGACUACUUGAUAUCACAUGCUGAGAAGUGUUGGAUGUGAAAUAAAUAUUCACAUUUUACUCAAGAUGUCUGCUAUGCUAGUGAUGAUCUUAAAGUGAAGAAAUUGUCAAAUUGUUGCCAAAGUACCUUGUCCAAUUAAAUUUCUUAUAAACAUUUGUAAAUUUGAUUAGCUACUGAAAAAGGGUAUUUUUGGAACAAAUCCUACUUCACACUACAAACUUCUAUAUUAUUUUAGAGUUUUAACAUAGUUCCC
Molecule: messenger RNA, 6456 nt
Organism: Stegostoma tigrinum
Lineage: Eukaryota; Metazoa; Chordata; Chondrichthyes; Orectolobiformes; Stegostomatidae
Gene: tiam2a
Product: TIAM Rac1 associated GEF 2a
Exons: 29
Coding region: 201-5489 (1762 amino acids)
Biological process (GO): activation of GTPase activity; positive regulation of axonogenesis; small GTPase-mediated signal transduction
Cellular component (GO): synapse; membrane
Molecular function (GO): protein binding; guanyl-nucleotide exchange factor activity
Source: RefSeq, a predicted model, not a curated record